AUAAAAUGGGUUGCUUAUUAAAUGUAUUUUCUCGUUAAUAAUUGGAUAAGAAAAAAAUCGCAUUGCUUUAAAAGUUGUUCUUAUUAUUAUAAUAAAAGCGUAGAUGAAGUUGAUGAAAUUAGAGAGAGAAUUACAAGUUAUAGUAUUUAAAAUUAGUACAUAAAUUAAGAAAAAAUUAUAGAUGAGAAACCUUAUAGAGAUUUUACAAAAGUAAUAAAUCAUUUAGAUACUAAAGAUUAAAUUUUUGACUGCAAAUGAACACAAUAAGAUAUAUUUAGUUUAAAAUUAGAAAGAUAAUGAAUAUUACAUAUUGAAAUCAAUUAAUAAGUAAUAAUUAGAGUACUCAGGGAUGUAAGAAUAGCUUUAAAAUGAACUUAAAUUUUAAAAAGAAAUAAAGGGAGAAUUUAUCUAAAAAUACUAUUAGGAUUUUAUGACAAAAAAGAAAUGUUAUAUGAUUUUAGAAAAUGUUUAAGGUGGAAGUUUAUAAUAAUUAAUGUAAAGAAAGUAAAUGAGUGAAAUGGAAAUUCGAUUUUAUAUAGCAGAAAUAUUGAUUGCUUUAUAGGAUCUUCACAAUAAUAAUAUCAUUUAUAGAAAUUUGAGUCCUAAUAAUGUUUUAAUUGAUAAUUAAGGUCACAUAAGAUUAUCUGAUUUUUCAUUAUGUCAUUUUGGGAUUGAAUGCAAUUCUCUUAAUGGGAAUAUUUAUUACUAAGCUCCAGAAGUGAAUUAAAUAAAUAAUUAAAAUUAAUUAUCAGAUUAUUGGAGUUUAGGUGCAUUGAUGUAUGAAAUGUUUUUUGGAUAUCCUCCAUAUUUUCAUCCAAAUAUAAAGAUUUAUAAGAAAAAUAAGAGAGAUUAAAUGCUUAUUAUUCCUAAUUAAAUUUCUGAAUCUAGUCAAUAAUUACUUAGAUAAUUAUUAAAUAAUGAAGUAUAUUAUGGAUUAUAAUUAUAUAAGAUAUAACAAAGAAUACAAAAUGAAUCCAUAAAAAAGGUAUAAUAUCAUCCAUUUUUUGAUGGUUUGGAUUGGUAAUUAACAAAAACAAAAUAAUUAUAGAGUCCAUUUAUUCCAGAACUCAGAUCAAAAUCAGAUAUAAAUUAUUAUUUAUAAGAAUAAAAAUAUUUAAAAAAAGUGGAGUAAUAAAUAUAAUGA
This is a messenger RNA of Paramecium sonneborni, 1144 nucleotides long. Lineage: Eukaryota; Ciliophora; Oligohymenophorea; Peniculida; Parameciidae. The record is from the annotation of a GenBank genome assembly.